Molecule: messenger RNA, 883 nt
Organism: Brienomyrus brachyistius
Lineage: Eukaryota; Metazoa; Chordata; Actinopteri; Osteoglossiformes; Mormyridae
Product: cytochrome c oxidase assembly factor 3 homolog, mitochondrial-like
Exons: 3
Coding region: 150-452 (100 amino acids)
Biological process (GO): mitochondrial respiratory chain complex IV assembly
Cellular component (GO): mitochondrial inner membrane
Source: RefSeq, a predicted model, not a curated record
GUAGGGCAGACCGUCCCAUUUAUCAACGCUUUCUGUUCGACCUUCGAAGAACGCAGCCUACAAACGCUACAACUUUGUAUACCGCAUCCUUUAAAGGAUGCAGCCUCUGAAUUCGGACACAACCUCAGUGACUACAGCUGUUUAUUAAGAUGGCCGACAAGGGGGCCAAAGGGGAGUCUGAAGCAACCUUCGCCAAGAGAAUCGAUCCCAAGAAAGAUCAUUUGACUCCGGAGCAGAAGCAGUUUAUCCAGAGGGUGGAAAUGGAGCAGUGGAAGAAGAACAUGCAGAAACUUCGCGGCCGGAACAUAUUAACUGGCCUAGCGAUUGGAUCCAUGGUGAUUGGCAUCUAUGGCUACACGUUUUAUUCGGUGUCACAGGAGAAGAUCAUGGAUGAAAUUGACAAGGAGGCCAGCGUUGCCCAGAUGAAGAGGGAGAAGACCGCAUCCAACUAAUGUGGGUCUUCACGUGGACUGUUUCCCCUCACGCAGCUUGUACAGAGUGAUGCUCGCCGGCCAGGCGUUGUCCUGUUUCCACAAGGGUCUGUCCGAUGUGUUAUAUAAUAUGGCCAGGAGAUGGUGCUUAACGGGAUGUUAUGUGUUGUGCCCUUAAAUUGACAAAUUUUAAAUGCAUAUAUAGCUUUUCCUGACAUCAUUAGAGUGGUGUUUAUCCAAAUUUAAAUACAUUUCUGACACAUCGUGAUUGCAUAAAUUCAAGGGAUGCACUUUCAAAUCAAACUUGUACCUCUUUGAUUUCCAUGACAUUUUUAAUGCAUCAAGUGUGAAUGCCUUUGUGUGGAUAGUGAGAGGUGUGUUUAUUUAAACUACUGUGCUAAGAAAUAUUUUUCCUCCUGCUUUUUGAGGUUCAAUAAAUUAGGUUAAAAUCA